Messenger RNA from Homarus americanus (American lobster), 1127 nucleotides. RefSeq names its product nuclear transcription factor Y subunit alpha-like (gene Nf-YA). Gene Ontology annotation, cellular component: CCAAT-binding factor complex. Bases 205 to 993 code for a protein of 262 amino acids. Gene Ontology annotation, biological process: regulation of transcription by RNA polymerase II. NCBI's taxonomy places the organism in Eukaryota, Metazoa, Arthropoda, Malacostraca, Decapoda, Nephropidae. Gene Ontology annotation, molecular function: RNA polymerase II cis-regulatory region sequence-specific DNA binding; DNA-binding transcription factor activity, RNA polymerase II-specific. The transcript is spliced from 10 exons. The record is from RefSeq and is a predicted model, not a curated record.
CCACAAAUUAUACUCUAUUGCUUCUUCCCGCUCACGUUUGAUUGGGAUUGGACAUCAGUGUUAGAAGAGCCGAGAUUAAGGGAAGGAGAUUGACGUGAGGAUAAUGUCUAGACGUCAUCUACAUUUACCAGACAAAGAAAAGGAAGCCAUGUUGAGGUUGAUUGUUGAAGACAUCAGUGAAGGAUAUUGGGUCAACAGGGCAGGAUGCAGGCCGUCCAGCAGGCUGCAACCCAGGGUGCGCACAUCAUUCAAACACCUAGUGGGCAGUUGAUGCUGCAGACGGUGGGUGGCUCAGGCUCUAUACAGGUGGCACAAGCUGGUGGUACUCAACAACUGCAGCAGCUUCAAGUUGUUCCAGCUUCUGGACUACAGGGAACCAAUCAUGUUGUUAGUGUUCCUGCUGGGUCAUCACAACAAGCACAGAUAAUCCAGACUUCAGAUGGUCAGGCCCUGGUCUAUCCAAUUCAAUUGGAUAGUCAGGGAAACGUAAUUCAACAGCAGCCAACAGUUCUGAAUGUUUCAGGUAACUUAAUCCAGUUAGCAAGUUCUCAAGGUGGGACUGUACCACAGAACCAGAGUCAAACAGCCCAGCAGACAACACAGACAGUACAGACUAAUCUUGCAAAUGUUGUCAUGGUUGGGAAUGGAGGUGUGGCACAACUACAGCGAAUACCACUUCCUGGUCCUGAACUACUGGAAGAAGAGCCCCUAUAUGUUAAUGCUAAGCAGUACCACAGAAUUCUUAAAAGACGUCAAGCCAGAGCAAAGUUAGAGGGUGAAGGCCGAAUACCUAAGGAACGAAAAAAGUACCUUCAUGAAUCCAGACAUCGGCAUGCCAUGAAUAGAGUAAGAGGAGAAGGGGGACGCUUCCAUAAAGGACAAGAAGACAUGAUGGACAAUCUAGGACUUGGUCUACAGAAUGGUAUGGAUGAACUGAUAACAGGAGAUCCUGUACAGACCCGAGUGACAGACACGAAAGUCUUUGUUACCUGAGGCAUUUCGGGAUGUUCUUCAGGUUCUGAGGAAGGUUAACGAGUGCUAAGUGCUGUUCUGCUAUAUAGCAAGGUUAAAGGACAAAGAGUGACAGUGGAACUAUGUUGCAACUUAAGUAGAAAAAUCAUAUCUUG